This is a messenger RNA of Haemonchus placei, 387 nucleotides long. Lineage: Eukaryota; Metazoa; Nematoda; Chromadorea; Rhabditida; Trichostrongylidae. The record is from the annotation of a GenBank genome assembly.
GGUCCAGCAGGAGCCCCAGGAAAUCCAGGGCAAGACGGAUCAGGUGGCGGUUCAGGCCCCGCAGGACCUCCUGGACCUCCGGGAGCACCUGGACAAAACGGAAACCCCGGUGCACCAGGACAAGAUGGAGCGCCCGGAGCACCAGGAACCAGAUCAAGAAGCUAUCCCGGUCCAGCCGGUGCCCCAGGACCUGCAGGAGCUCCUGGUUCGCCUGGUCAGAACGGCAGUAGCUAUGGAGUCGGUGCACCAGGACCAUCAGGACCACCUGGUCGACCAGGUAACAACGGGAGACCAGGAAGUCCAGGAGCACCAGGACAGCCUGGAAUCAGUGGAGCUCCUGGAUCAGAUGCUGCAUACUGCCCAUGCCCGAGAAGAAGCCGUGUUUGA